Jaculus jaculus (lesser Egyptian jerboa) is the source of this 2086-nucleotide messenger RNA. It is a transcript of the gene Trdmt1, whose product is annotated as tRNA aspartic acid methyltransferase 1. The transcript is spliced from 12 exons. NCBI's taxonomy places the organism in Eukaryota, Metazoa, Chordata, Mammalia, Rodentia, Dipodidae. The record is from RefSeq and is a predicted model, not a curated record. Gene Ontology annotation, molecular function: methyltransferase activity. Bases 671 to 1633 code for a protein of 320 amino acids.
GCCUGCACACUUGACUUUCAAGGGACCGAAAAGCAGCCCUCCCUUUCUUUCUGGAUUUGAACUAAUUCACUUGGAAGCUAAGGCAGUUUCCACCCUUCCAUUGAGGUCUGGGUUUCUUUCUCACUCAAGGCCACGAAAAACAUCCAACAAUGAAGACAGAACAAGUCAGGCUGUGGCGUGACUGCUAGUCACUGGGGAGGGUGUAUUGUUCUCGGUCCUUUGUCCACCUCCUGACCCCUGGCAGCCCUCAGGCUCCCUGCUGCCCAGUGAAGCGGUCCACCUGGGCAGCAGGCGCAGGGGGAACCGAAACGCCGCGGAACCAGAAACGCCGGGAGCGGCGCGGACAGACGGCACAGUAACGCGGACCGGCAGGCCCGGUUUCCGGGCGGCGGCGGCUGCGGAGCAAUGGAGCCCCUGCGGGUCCUGGAGCUGUACAGCGGCAUUGGCGGCAUGCACUGCGCGCUGAGAGAGAUGGUUCCAUGUGCUGCUCAGAAGAGUGUAUAUCCUGAAGAAUUUGGAUGAAAGCUAUAUACCUGCGCAGGUGGUGGCCGCCAUUGACGUGAAUACUGUUGCUAAUGAAGUAUACAAGCACAAUUUUCCUCACACACAGCUAUUGGCAAAAACAAUUGAAGGCAUUACACUGGAAGAGUUUGACAAGUUAUCAUUUGAUAUGAUUUUAAUGAGCCCUCCAUGUCAGCCAUUCACAAGGAUUGGCCUGCAGGGGGAUGUCACUGAUCCAAGGACAAAUAGCUUCUUACACAUUCUAGACAUUCUUCCAAGAUUGCAAAAAUUACCCAAAUAUAUCCUGUUAGAAAAUGUUAAAGGUUUUGAAGUAUCUUCUACAAGAAGCCUGCUGAUGCAAACAAUGGAAACCUGUGGUUUUCAGUACCAAGAAUUUCUCCUAUCUCCAACCUCUCUUGGCAUUCCAAAUUCAAGGCUGCGGUAUUUCCUGAUGGCAAAGCUUCAAUCAGAGCCAUUGCCUUUUCAAGCCCCUGGUCAGGUCCUGAUGGAGUUUCCUAAAAUCGAAUCUGAUAAUCCACAAAAGUAUGCAACAGAUGCAGAAAAUAAAAUGAAAGUAAAGAAAACUAAACCAAAUACUUGCCUGGAUAACAACACACAGUGUUCUGAAAAAGACACCAUUCUUUUUAAGCUUGAAACUGCAGAAGAAAUUGACAGAAAAAACCAACAGAACAGUGAUCUUUCUGUGCAAAUGCUGAAAGAUUUUCUUGAAGAUGAUAUUGACAUGAGUCAGUACUUUUUGCCACCAAAGUCACUGCUGCGAUAUGCUCUAUUACUAGACAUUGUGCAUCCCACUUGCAGGAGGUCCACAUGCUUUACCAAAGGUUACGGAAGCUACAUAGAAGGGACAGGCUCCGUGUUACAGACUGCAGGAGAUGUGCAGAUCGAGAGUAUCUACAAAUCUCUUCCCAAUUUGCCACAAGAAGAACAGCUAGCAAAGUUGUCACUGCUUAAACUACGAUAUUUUACUCCUAAAGAAAUAGCAAACCUCCAGGGAUUCCCUGCAGAAUUUGGAUUUCCAGAGAAGAUAACUGUGAAGCAGCGCUAUCGUCUACUUGGAAAUAGUCUCAAUGUGCAUGUAGUAGCUAAACUAAUCAAAAUUCUAUGUGAAUAAUUUUGAAAUAUCUGUGCAGUAUGUUACAGUGUUUUAUCAUUUCCAUGUAGAAAUUCUAUUUUUAAACUAAUUUAGAUAAAUUAAAUUAAAUCAUUCUUUGGAUAAUUUGGUACUUAUCAUGAACACAUGUCAAAUUGUUUUCUAAAAUUUAUUUUGCUCCACUUUAUAAACUGCAAAUUACUUGUUUGCUUUAUGGAAAUAUAUUUUUGUGAAGCAUUUAAAUAUGUAUUUAACAUACUUUUUAUAAUAUAUGGUAUAGACAAAUUUAAGUAUGUGAAUUUUUAUAUAUACAUGAAUAUUUUAUAACGUAUAACAGGUAUAAUAUAAUGAUCCUUUGUAUGUUGAAAAUAUUAAGUUUUUAUUUAUUUAUUAGAACGAGAGAAAGAGAUGGGUAUGCCAGGGCCUCUAGUCACUACAAAUGAACUCCAGACAAAUGAGCCAACAUGUGCAUCU